ACUCCGGCGGCUGUCGGGCGGUGGGACCCGCACGGCCCCCACCCCCCGCCGCGGUCGGAUGUUUCAUUGUCCGGAAAUGAUGGAGAAGGAGUGACUGCGAGUGGCGGCGUGUGCGCGACCCUGCCCGAGGCGGGGAAGAGCCGGGGCGGCGGCGGCGAGGAGCUUCCCGGGGAGGAAAUGCUGGGGGUCGCGUGUUAGUUUUGUUGGAGGGGGGUGCAGGCUCUCUGUUCCUCGGAGCGAGAGCUGGCAGAUGUCCCAAGUGAGAGAACCUCUUCCUCCGGGGCCUGAAGGGCCAGAGCGAGCUCCGACUGAAAACAGCUCUUUGAUCUCUCUCCCUCGAGACCAGGAGAAUACUGCGACAGAAGAUAAAGACGUUAAACAGCCUUCCAGUAACCAAAGUAUACAACCAGAGAUACAAGACCAGUCUGUCUGGGGGAAUCGCAGUGAUGGUGAGCUCAUCAGAACACAACCUCAACGUUUGCCUCAGCCAAAUACUUCAGCACUGGAAAGGGGUGAGGAAGAAAGUGUCAAAAUCCAAAAUGGCCGUGUGGGUCUGAGUAAUGGAAGUGGAAUUCACAAUGGGGUCAAGCAUGUGUCUGGAGACAACAGAAAACUUUCGUCUCCUGUUUCAGAAAAAAUGCACAGGAAAAUUCAGUCCACCUUGUCUGUCAACAGCAACAGCAGCAAGAAGAGUAAAAUAAGCUCUGUGUUUUCUCAGAAGCCAGGUACUUCACCUGAAGAUUGCUGUGUUCACUGCAUCCUGGCUUGCUUGUUCUGUGAAUUUAUCACUCUCUGUAACAUUGUUCUGGGACAAGCAUCCUGUGGCAUCUGCACAUCGGAGGCGUGCUGCUGUUGCUGUGGGGACGAGAUGGGAGAGGACUGUAACUGCCCAUGUGAUAUGGACUGUGGCAUAAUGGACGCAUGUUGUGAAUCUUCAGAUUGCUUGGAGAUCUGCAUGGAAUGCUGUGGGAUCUGCUUCCCAUCAUGAAAUAUUUAUCCCUUUUUGUUUUAUUCUCUAUAAAACUGGAGAGCUUUUCUUUAAAUACAUUUGAAGAAAGACAAGGUAAGAUUUUCACACAACCAACUGAUAUUGCACUGUUAAUUCCCUAUGUAUAAAUGUUUUUUAAAAAAGCAAUCCUCUGUAUGCUAACACAAAAUGUAUAGUUUUGUGUGUGAAACUCAAGCAACAUUCCGGCUUCCUUUUGGCUUUGCAAAUGGAAGACCUUGUUGAAACCGAAUUGUAGGCGUGAUAACUGCAGGCUGUAUGAAGGCAAAACUACCAUUUGAAAUGAGUGACCGGUUUUGGUCAGAGUAAAGACUACAGGGCAAAGCCUUAAGCAUUUGCCUUUAAGUAGUUUAGUGUUUAAACACUCAAAUGCCUCCAUGCAUAACAUGCCUUUACAGGCAUUCUGGAAAGCAAAAUGUCUUAAUUUCAGUCUCUUUGCAUUGAAAGCAACUUUGUUCUAUUAUUUUAAACUUAAUACAAAGUCAGCCUUGGGAGUGUGCUGUUGGUUUUGGUACAGUGGUCGCAUGGGCAGUAUUUCUUUUGUUUAUAGGUGUUUCUUUUGUUUUAUUUUUUGUUAUUUCUUUAACUAUCUCAUUGGUUUGAGAGAGAUUCCUGUUAUUUUUCAGCAUCAAUAUGGAUGCUAUGGGAAAAUCUGGCAAACUGAAGUCAAUUAAAGUUUUGCCAUGUUCUACAGUAACAAGAUUUUGUUGUUAUCAGUCAAGGCAGAAUAGAGAACUUACGUUUUAUUUCAGUACUAAUAUUACUUGAAGUGCUUGAUUUUUGAAAGAGACUUUGAAAAAUCUGUGUAGACAUUAUUAUAUCCUUAGACUAACAGACUAACUAAUAGACUAACAAAUCUUCAGAAUUUGGCUAUGAAAAAGGAAUUAUCAGAAGUUAACUCAAGAAUCUAGACCUGUAUGUUAGUGUCACUGUCAACAUUUGUGGCUUUACAGCCAGUAUCAUCUAACUUAGCAUUUAUUUCCUCACCAUGUGAGAAAUAUCCAAAGAGGAUGGCAAAAUUUAAACAGGGUAUAAAGACCAAAUUAAAAUUUACUUCCUCAAGGAAUUCUGUCAUUGAAUGCAAAAAUGUUUAUUCUUGGAUGUGUCUUAAGUGUUACUUUUAAAAAACUGUGUGAAAUAGAACAUUUAAAAGAUGUAUCAUAUCCUUUAACUAUAAAUGGAAUAUGAUUUAAAAUGUUUGAAAAGUAUAGUUAGGAUCUGGUGGACAAGUUGCUCUCUGUUACACCACUAAGGUUUUCUGAAAAUUAUCACUCUUUGUAAUUGCAAAAUUAAUUUAGUCCAACACAUAAAAAAGUUUAAAGCAUUCUCAGAUUUAGGGAAUAAUAGUACCCAUUUUCUUCACCGUCUUCUAGUUCCUCCCCUCUAUGUCUAUAGCUCAUUAACUUUUCUCUGUAAACCACCUACACAUGUUGAUUUCACAAACUUCCUUAUGUACACUCCAGAUUUCCCAUUUGUAGAUUGUUGGAUCUCAUGAAGUUAGACCUUGUUACAAGAGUCAUCAAUAGCCAAUAGCUUAUUUCUGUUGAGUGAAUUGACUAUAAAUGUCUCUUUCUGCUUUAGUGAAUUCAAUUUAUGUAAAUGUGACAAGCUGAAGAUCACAGGAGUGUGAAGCUAAGUCAACAAAUGGUCUGAUAUUAACUGAAGCUUCUCCCUGUGAACACUGACUAGUAGUGCCUACUACUGCAAGUUAUCACUGAAGGUAACAUAGCUGAAUCCUCAACUAUUCUAGGGAGCUAGGAGGUGUUACUUUUUCCUUAACAUCUGCAAUAUUGUGGUGUAUUCUCAUGCAAUGCAGAUUUACUCAGAGGGUUUCUUAUCUAUUUUUUUUGAUAGUUAGUACAAGAUUUGAGUCUUAUCAUGUUUCCUUUUAAUUUUUUUUUCAUAUAUUGGGCCAGAGUCAGAUCUGUGUUGCAUAAAUUAAGUGCAUUUCCAUUAACGUCAGAAUUUUCCAUUGGUUUAGCUCCAGCUAGGGAGCACAAAGAUAUUAUGGUAAUAGGCAGGCUAAUAAGGAAUUGUAUAGUUAAAUUGAUAAAUUCCCUGGGCUCAGAAUCAGGCCCAUGGGGCUCAAUUAUGACUCCUUAAAGUCUGAACCAUAUUGGAAAGGGGAAGAGGUGCCUUGGUUGAGUGGCAGUGCCUGGAGGCAUUUUGCCUUUGUAAGGCAUAAUGCCUCUGGGGAAAUAGGGGGCAUCACAGUGAGCACUGGGACUAGAUGCACCUUGGAAAAAGUCUAGACAGUGCUUCGCCCGUUGUAGGUCUAUGGUGGACACUCUGGUGGUGGGGACAUGCUCUUUGGGGCUAGGCAGCAACAUGAAUUGUCCUUACUCCUGUACUCCUGGUCUUGAUGGAAGUGAAUUAUGGCUGUUUCUUUUCUGAAUGUGCUUUUUGGGACAACAAAGAGGACCCCCAGUCUCCUAUCCUGUCCCGACAUAUGUUCCCUGCCAAAGCAGUUCCAGUUUUGUGUUUGGAAAACUGCACAGUGUGUAUUAAGCUUUUAGCAAAUACUGGGUGUUAGUAAAAGUAAUUUUUACUACAGAAUGACAUAGUUUCAGAAGAAAAAAUACCAAUCUAGGGAGUCCUUUCUCUGUGUAAAAGUUUAUUUAUUCAGUUUGCUUUGCACAAACCCUUCUUUCUACUUACAAAAACACGAGAGGUUUCUUUGAUUUAUUGAAAUUAUGAAAACCUAGGAAUUCUUAGGAAUUGUAUUUACUAUUAAGCAUUUAGUUCCAAUACUGUUAAAAUACAAAGAACAACUAGAAGAACUCUGUUCAUGCGUGUAUUUGAGUGUGUGCAGACUCCUUCAAACACACACACACACACACACACACACACACACACACACAUUCUUUUCCCACUUUGUGAAAGUGAAAAUAGUGUUUAUUAGCCCUCAUAGUGGUUAGAAGUGUCAAAGUAUUACAGACAAUUGAAAAGAAUAAAAAAUUGUAUGAUUUGUUUGACAUAUAAAUGUAAACUGCUACUGUUUGUCAUAGAGAUAUUAGCACUUUUGUAAAAUGUAUCAUCUUUGUAGCAGAAAAUAUUAGUAUGUAGUUUAAGGAAUUCCUUUCUAUAUUUAUAUUCUUAAAUUCUGUUUUGUAAUGUUCACUCUAUAGGCAAUCUUGUAAGCACCUUGUAUAAUUAAAACAAGCAGAAUUAGAAGGAGAGAAAUGUGAAAAUACAGUUUAAAUAAAACUAACACAUCAGAAGUUAACUGUGUUUUAUAAUAGUUCUUGUGAAGUUGUACAGUGUUUCAGUAUAUAGUUCUGCAAACUGGCCCAUUUGAAAAAAUGGUAACUUGCUAUUCAUUUUUUUAUAUCAACUGGAUGUGCUAUUCUCAAACACUAUUUUGAAAUAAAGAUCUUUAUUUUGAAACUUUGGGAUAGCUGCUUCUUGUGGUCUUUUCCUGUUACUGUUCUGAAUGAUAUUUUCAUGUCUUGUUACUGUUUUUUUUUUUUCUGUUAUAAUGCUUCCUGAACGCUUUGAGUGAUUUGCACAGAGGGUGAACCAAUGUAGGUGGGUUAUCUUACAGGUGGAGCUAAACCAAUGCAGGCACUGGAAGCUAUGCUA
Molecule: messenger RNA, 4588 nt
Organism: Cuculus canorus (common cuckoo)
Lineage: Eukaryota; Metazoa; Chordata; Aves; Cuculiformes; Cuculidae
Gene: MDFIC
Product: MyoD family inhibitor domain containing
Exons: 5
Coding region: 251-988 (245 amino acids)
Source: RefSeq, a predicted model, not a curated record